AUGCCAACCCAAGUAGCACCUGAAAGUGACGAAGGCGAUAACAUGACUCAAGACAAAGGGGGCAAUAAUGUCGAUUUACGACACUUUGGAGAGUACGACCGAAUCCGCCUUCCAGUUGAAAUGGUCACUAGAAACUCAACAGAAAGGGUAUCCUUCGUGCCAUCGGAUUCUUCUGACACCGGAAUUGGAAUCUGCGGAUGGAUUCUUACUGCCCUUUCUAUGUUGGUUGCUCUUGCAACGUUUCCUCUGUCCAUAUUCUUCUGCAUCAAAGUGGUACAGGAAUAUGAAAGAGCUGUAAUUUUCCGCCUUGGACGGCUUUUACAUGGAGGAUCUAAAGGACCAGGAAUAUUUUUUAUCCUACCUUGCAUUGAGAAUUAUACAAAAGUAGAUCUUAGAACACUCACGUUUGAUGUCCCCCCACAAGAGGUGCUUACCAAGGAUUCAGUAACAGUUUCAGUGGAUGCUGUAGUUUACUACCGUGUUCACAAUGCUACUGUUUCUGUGGCCAAUGUCGAGAACGCCCAUCAUAGUACUAGAUUACUGGCCCAGACUACUCUCCGGAACAUGCUUGGAACUCACAAUCUACAUGAAAUACUGGCCGACAGAGAGACUAUAUCAAAUACAAUGCAGAAUUGCUUAGACGAAGCAACUGAUCGCUGGGGCAUCAAGGUUGAAAGAGUGGAAAUCAAGGAUGUUCGUCUGCCUGUUCAACUUCAAAGAGCAAUGGCGGCUGAAGCUGAAGCUGCGCGAGAAGCUAGAGCUAAGGUUAUUGCUGCAGAAGGUGAGCAAAAAGCUUCCCGAGCGCUUAAAGAAGCUGCUGAAGUAAUUGCCCAAUCCCCAGCUGCUCUACAGCUUCGGUAUCUGCAAACUCUGAACACCAUUUCAGCAGAGAAGAAUUCCACCAUCAUUUUCCCGUUGCCCAUUGAUUUCUUGAGCCAAUUUCUACCCUCUAGGCUCCAAGCUGCUUCGGACUAA
Molecule: messenger RNA, 975 nt
Organism: Uloborus diversus
Lineage: Eukaryota; Metazoa; Arthropoda; Arachnida; Araneae; Uloboridae
Product: band 7 protein AGAP004871-like
Exons: 9
Coding region: 1-975 (324 amino acids)
Cellular component (GO): plasma membrane
Source: RefSeq, a predicted model, not a curated record